UUUGUCUAAUGACCGUGUAUUUACACCCGCUUUUGAUGUAUACCUGAACUAAUCGAAUAACACUUAAAACGUUUAACAUGUUGAUGCCACAUCUCUCUAUGCCUUAUUUGGUGUAAACAAAAGUCGUUAUGUUUACUUUCAACCUUCUCAACCACGGGGCACCGUUUCGCUGUCGUCCCCAGAGACAAACCUGGUCGACCAGUGCACCGUGAGCAGACUGAGAUUCUGCGACGGCCGGCUCCCCUACCGGACCACGUCGCUGCCAAACUUCGCCGGCGCCUCCUCCGACCAGGAACUGGUCGAUAAUCUCGUCUUCUUUGAGGCGAUUUCGGAGAGCGGCUGCAGUCCGUUGGUAGCCGAGUACGUGUGUGCCGCCAUGGAGCCCCAGUGUGUCAGCCGGCCGACGCCGCACGUCCUGCCGCCGUGCCGACACUUCUGCCAAGACAUAGUGUCCAGCUGCGGCGCUGCGAUCCCUUCCAGUCUGAGCAGGAAUCGCGCCUUCAACUGCAGUCUGAUGCCAGACUCCACCGACCCGAGCGUCUGCUACUCAUCAGCCGCAGACGGUUGCGUGCUCUCCGAGUUCGCGUGCGCCGACCAGACGUCCUGUCUGCCGGCCGAGUGGCGGUGUGACGGUACGCCGCAGUGUGACGACGACAGUGACGAGCUCGGCUGUGACGGCUGCUCGCCGCUCCAGUACAGAUGUCGGCCGGCCGGCGGCUGUGUGGAUCGGACCCAGCUCUGUGACGGAUUUGCCGACUGCACAGAAGGCGACGACGAGCGAGACUGCCUCCAAAAAGACAAGGAGUUUGCGUCAGCCUCCUCAUCAGCAGAGCACCAGACGUGACGCUGUGACCUGCCGUGACCUGACCUGACCUGCCAUUACCCCGCGAGGACCUGCACGUGACGGGACCUAUCGUGACUUACGGUGGCCUACCGGGUCUUUUAUGACGUUUUGUUAUCCCCGUGAGCCUCUCUAACAUGUUUGUAGCUUUUCGUGUAUGGUCAAUCGUAGGAUAUUUUUGUUUUGUUGUUACUUGUUAAGUAUGUACCUAUACUUGUUGCGUCCGUCAUGACUUUGCAAUACACCCAUGCUUUUUUACGUUUUAAGAUUUACAGUGUUCCUGUACGACUUGCUUCACCAUAACUAGUCACCUUCUGUAUAAGGUAUAGUCACCUUCUGACUGUGUUUUUUCGCUAGUAUACAGGGUGAUUUUUUUUAACUGUU
Messenger RNA from Amphibalanus amphitrite, 1225 nucleotides. RefSeq names its product low-density lipoprotein receptor-like. Bases 377 to 844 code for a protein of 155 amino acids. The record is from RefSeq and is a predicted model, not a curated record. Gene Ontology annotation, molecular function: protein binding. Lineage: Eukaryota; Metazoa; Arthropoda; Thecostraca; Balanomorpha; Balanidae. The transcript is spliced from 6 exons.